UCAUCCUCUCACGGAAGGCCCUUGACAUUAGAGUGCCCGUGACAUUGGCUUGAAAUUUGGACCGAGCGUGAAUUUUGAAGGCCUACGUCUGCCGGCAUAUCUCCGUAAACAGAUGGCCUGUGAAUCUGCUCUAGUAUCUUAGUAACUGCAGUCGAAAUAGAUGAAAAAAAAUAACCGAGAGCAAAAAUUAAGCGAUGUAGAAAGAAGUUAUUGAACAACGAGGCUGACCUAAAAGUGUUUUAAUUUUGAAUUUCAAUAAAGUCGUAACAAAAAUCAGCGGUACAUUCAUUUCUUCGUGACCCCAAGACCACGUGUAAACUUGGCCGAUAGUUGUGCUGUUAUCCACUGGGAAAAUAGUGGCGCUGCGUCGCAUCACGAAGCUCGAACAAAUAUGACAAUAUGACGAGCUGCAGGAUUAAACGUGUACGGAGAUAGACCGGCUGGAGGGGGGGGAGACAGGAGCGAACAAACGAUUGUCCAUCUGCAAUGUGAAAGUCAAUGGGGUAAAUGAUUAGGAUCUGUUGAGAGGGUAAUACAACGUGUGAUGCCAGCCAAAACAAAAUCUCGUGUUCCAGAAAAUAUGGGGGUCAGUAGUGGUUUAGUUGACGCUAGAGCUAAGCAAGUUUUACGAGAAGCAGUUGACGCUGUGGUGAAUAGCUUUGCUAAGCACACGCAGGGUUACGGACGAGUGAACGUUGUGGAGGCUUUGCAAGAAUUUUGGCAAAUGAAACAGAGCAGAGGAACAGAGUUACGGAAUGGAGCGCUAGUGAUUUAUGAAUCUAUUCCUGGAGCCAAUCCACCUUAUGUUUGUUACGUCACUCUACCAGGUGGCUCCUGUUUUGGCAGUUUCCAAAAUUGUCCCACUAAGGCUGAAGCACGUCGUUCUGCAGCCAAAAUUGCACUAAUGAAUUCAGUUUUCAAUGAACAUCCUUCCAGACGUAUUACAGACGAUUUUAUAGAAAAAGCUGUGGCAGAAGCUAGAGCUAGUUUUGGAAAACCGUCAUCCACCCCAAAUGGAGUUGGCAGUCAGACGCAGAUGUAUAAAUAUUUCCAGGGAAGUGGAGAUGAAAAGGAAGACCCCAACACAGGGAUCGGAGCAUUUAGAUUCAUGCUGGAAUGUAACCGUGGCCGAACAAUGUUAGAAUUCCAAGAACUGAUGACUGUCUUUCAGCUUUUGCACUGGAAUGGAUCAUUAAAAGCUAUGCGCGAAAGACAGUGCAGCAGGCAAGAGGUAGUCGCACACUACAGCCACCGAGCGCUUGACGAUGACAUGCGAAGCCAGAUGGCUCUCGAUUGGGUUGCCAGAGAGCAUGAGAGCGGAGGAGGGAUUGUUGCUAUGGAGUUAACUGUGGCUGAACAAGAAUUAGACACGGCUCGGUUAGCUGGACGAGAGUUAAGAUUCCCUAAAGAGAAAAAGGACAUUCUUAUGCUAGCGCAUGCUCAGGUCUGUCCUCAGUAAAUUUUUGACUAUCGUAGCAAAGAAACAAGCUACUGGAUCAAACGCCGCGUGUCAAUCUGCUUCAUUUAUUCAUCGAUUAGGAAACAUUUUAUACUAGUUGACCAUCGUAUCUAUGGUUCCUUAAUCCUGUAGGUCAACAACCAAUAAGAUUAAAUUGAAUAUUUGAUUCAUUGACGAUCGGCAAAACACUUGCCUUUGUUUUGCUUUUGUUAUUUCAUACAUUCGUAUGAUAGGCAUAGAGUUACUACCAGUAGCUCAAUUUCUUUGAUGUUAUUGCUCGUUGUGAUUUCGCUUGCCUUCCAUUUAAUAUAUUUAAGGCUUGCUGAGAGUGCUGCUUUUUCAGAUACCUUUUUUUGAAAUCGGUAAAUUACAUUAUUUUACAUCAAAAAUUGUAUCUAAUAGUAUGGCAAAAUGUGUGGUUUGUGUUUGAUGUAGAAAUUCGAUUAGAAUAAUUUGUUUCAUUUUUUGAUCAUUCAAUCCUGACAGGCAAAUAGUCAAUUACAUAUUGUCUGUUCUGUCUAAGACCAUGCAAUAAUAAUUAUAUUAUCAAGUAUAAUCACAUAUUCGUGAAUAAUUGUUAAGAAGCUAUAUUGAAUCAAAAUACGCUGAUAUUUGGCAGUGCUUCCAAAAAAUGCUUCCAAUUAUCGAAAAAAAUCAGACACCACGCUGCCAGUGAUGCAAUCAUUUAAUCUAAAAUUUAAUAUUAUAUGAAGUUUAUUUAUGUAUAUAUAUUUGCCAUUAAUUUUUAUAUAUGUUGAGCAUUGUUUCACUACUAAACAUUACGUGAUAAUAUUUUAUACUUUUACGCAAAAUCGUUUAACGUUAGGCAAUAAAUUUUAUGUGAUCACAAGGCGCUUAGCGUCUGUGUUCAGAGUAUGUUCAUAUUUUUCGUAGGAAUAAUGAUAAUCAAAUGAGAAAAUAGGAAAUAUUUUCAAUCAGGGUAUUUCGAAAAACCUACAUGCAAUGGGUGAAUCAAUGAAAAUAAAUAAAUGAAAAAAUCGAAGCA
Molecule: messenger RNA, 2465 nt
Organism: Neodiprion virginianus
Lineage: Eukaryota; Metazoa; Arthropoda; Insecta; Hymenoptera; Diprionidae
Gene: lft
Product: protein limb expression 1 homolog
Exons: 4
Coding region: 545-1459 (304 amino acids)
Biological process (GO): autophagosome maturation
Cellular component (GO): cytoplasm
Source: RefSeq, a predicted model, not a curated record